Messenger RNA from Fusarium sp. VM40, 3159 nucleotides. The record is from the annotation of a GenBank genome assembly. NCBI's taxonomy places the organism in Eukaryota, Fungi, Ascomycota, Sordariomycetes, Hypocreales, Nectriaceae.
AUGAGGAUUGGAUGUUUACAGUUUGCGCCCCAGGUGGGAGACGUCAACAAUAACUUGAAUCGAGCAGAUUCAGUUCUGUCCAAAGCGAACCCAGACGAUCUUGAUAUUCUUGUCCUGCCCGAGUUGGCCUUCUCUGGGUACAACUUCAAGUCGUUGCAAGAUAUCGCUCCCUUUCUCGAAUAUUCCGGCUCUGGCAUCACAUCACUCUGGGCCAGGACUGUCGCUCUUAAAUACAACUGUGUCGUUACAGUUGGCUAUCCUGAAAAAGUCGACCUUUCUGCGCAAUGGCCAGCGAAUCCGGAAUACUACAACUCCACCAUCGUUGUCAACGCAGAAGGCGAAACAAUAGCAAACUAUCGCAAAGCUUUCCUAUAUUAUACCGAUGAAUCAUGGGCUCUAGAAGGAAACGAAGGUUUUUUUGAAGGAUAUAUCCCCGGUCUCGGAAAUACUUCAAUGGGAAUUUGCAUGGACCUCAACCCUUACAAGUAUGAAGCGCCUUGGAACGCAUUUGAAUUCGCCUAUCAUGUCCUUGAAUCGGGGUCCAACCUGGUCGUUGUGUCUAUGGCAUGGAUGACCAGAGAAGAACCACGCAAGUUCACACGAAUGCCCAACGAACCUGACAUGGAUACCUUGACGUAUUGGGUCACCCGUCUUGAACCCCUCAUCCGACAAGAUACCAGGGAAGAGAUCAUUGUCGUCUUCUGCAAUCGUUGCGGUAACGAAGAUGAUGUUCUGUAUGCUGGCACUAGUGCUGUAGUUGGUAUUCUGGACGGCGAGGUCAAGGUUUAUGGUCUUUUGGGACGAGGAGAAAAGGAGCUUCUUGUCAUCGACACAAAUGAGAAGCCCUAUGCCAAAAUGGUAUACCGAAACGACUCGAGCAACAACAUCUUAACGGAAGUGCGUGGCAAACUCGAAAAACAAGGCCAACGAACCGAAGGCAACUCUGACGAGCCGAAAAGUGCUGUUUCUCCUAACGAUGCAGGGCAUUAUGAUGAACAGCAGUCCUCCUACGAUCAUGAGAAUCGGGACACUCAUACGCCGCAACCGAAAGUGGCUGCCCACCCAUUCGAUCGUGAACUUCCAUUGCGAUCGAGACUUUACCAGGAGCCGCAGAACGAAAGUCCUCACGUAUCGGCAGCCACUGUCCCUCGAGAGCUUGACCUAGUAAAAUCUCAAGCUAUUCGCUCUCCUGGGCUAGAUGCUCUUAGUGUUCCUACACCAUCUGCUCCUAGCCCGACUCCGUUGGCUCUUCGGCCACGGCUCAUUAUUCCCGAAUCACCUCAGUCUCUGGUACACCAAAGUCCAUAUGGAUCUCCACCCACUGCUACGUCUUUGAGAUCGGCUAGAUCAAUCCAGUCAAUCGACUCAACAAUAUCUGGUGCGUCGGUCAGCACUGUUCGAUCAAACCACCGCCCUCCGGAAGACAGUACCCCCUACCCCGACAGCGCAAUGCCUACUGCGCACCCAUCAAACUUUUCACAGCUCAGGAGUCAACUGUAUGGCAGUGAUUUGGCUGUGUCAAACGAGGACAACUACACAAGCCCGAGAUCGGAUGUGGAUCAAAUGUCCGAAACAGCGCGCUGGCUCUGGAGUCCUUCGGAGAAUGUAGCAGCUACACCUGCUUCGGCAAGUUGGGUUGAAGAGACACCAGUUGGGAGGAAACAAUCUGCAUUCCCUUGGUCGAACAUAAAGGCUGACCCGCGGCCCCAAAGUACCGACACCGUGAGACAUGGUAGCAGGCUCGCUUCUUUCGUUCAAGAUUCCAGAGGCUUUGAUUCCCAGACACCAUUAAGCAAUACCUCAUCAAACUUGACGAACGGUACAAUCAUAUCGGAUUCUUCGGUCACCUCACAGCGAGCUAUCACGCCUUCGCACAGAUUGAACAUGUCCCCCAAGGCAACGUCUUCACGCAGGUCAGAGCGAUCCAGUCGUUCCAAGACAUAUGAGCGAGCCCCAUCGGCAAACAUAUAUCAUGGGAGCACUAGUGCGGAAGUUUCGCAACAGCCAGUAGCAAGGUCCCAACGAUCAAACUCGCGAGUUUCACGAAAAGAUGACUAUCGUCAAGGAUCCACCGUAGGAGAGUCGAUUGAUGAGCGGCUAAAGUCAUCGGGGUCCCGAAAUCGAAGUCGCCAUACUUACCAGAAAUCUUCGGAUUCGGCCGUGGACGGUGUCAUGAUCCCAAUCAUUGCAAGCCCAAGCAUUCUCCAGAGCAACGAACCAAAGCAGCAUCGAUCCGUGUCAAGGCCAGGCUAUGACCAACGGAGCAACUCGAUUGCCAGUUCAAGCAAAGGUCCCACCACCAACAGAAUUGGACGUCAUCAUUCUGGGUCCGUGACUACUGACAGCGGUUCAAUCACAUCCGGUUCGCGAGCUGCUAGCCGUGGUCGUACACCAGGACCUAGAACUCUCCCACCAAGUCAACGUACUGGCGAAUCAUUUCAGUCUCCACUCCGGUCACCUUCUACAGACUCUACGAGAAAUGCAAUACUUCAUAGUCGUAUUGAUCAUCCAGAGUCACACAGUAGACAAAGCCUUUCUAGCCAAACGUCGACCAGACAUGAAUCACGACAUCGAUCUCGACAUGAAUCACGGCAUCGAUCUCGACAUGAGUCGCGGCAUCAAUCACGGCACCGAUCGCAAGAUCACGGAGACAAUUUCGAGAGGUUCGAAGCUGUCGUCUGCCCAACGUGCCCUGUACAUGGAAGAUCAAACUCAAAUAGCGCCCAAAGGGUUCCUCUUCACUUAGCAGUAGAUGCUUUACCUCAACGGGUACACUCUGCUGACCAGGCCGGGCUUGCAAACCACCCUCACUCAGAAAACGAGAUCCUCCAGCCGAUCCAAGGUCUCGAUGGGCUGGAGCUGCUAAGGAGAUACCAGGAAGACCAGGCGGAUUGUGUUUUGACGCCUGCUUCAAACUUCAGCGAAGUGUUUGAGCAGAGCGGUCGCAGCUCGUCGGCCACAACCUGGAACACAAGCUCACCAGAAAGGUCACCAAGCACUCCCGCAUACUUCAAUCCAGCACAGACCCCUAGAGCGAUGGUGUUUGCUACGGAUGAUUCUGAUAUCGAGGCACUGCCAAGCGGCGGCCUCGAUGGUGAUGCUAUGCCUAACAAGACGUCUACUGCACCUGAACAGCCGCCCACUACCGUUGCUGCGUAG